CUAACCAGCUAACUUCCGCCCAACUUGCCUUGUACUCAUAGAUAUGUAAUGAAAUCUGACUGAAUUACAUUUGUAAUAUUAAACUGAUUCACAAUAAAUCAAGCAUCCUUUGCUAGUGCUGUAAACACCAACAGUCCUCUGGUCAAUGUGCUGCCCGCCGACACCGCUAGCUGCAUGGCUAACUGAGCUAAGUAGCUAACAGCACGCCAAUGUUAGCAGUUUAAAAGAGUUGCAGUGGCCGUUUCUUUUCCACAGACAUCAGUAAAUCUCGCAGCGAUGCCAAUGUGUUGCUCUGUUCCUGUAAAUCGCUGACCUUGCAGGUUUUCAUCCGCUCGGCAUACGAUCAACAAAUUAACACCUGGUGUGAAGUGUGAAGCACCAGCAGAGUCCUCACACCUGCUGACUGACUGAUGCUGUGUCUCCCUGACAGACUGAGCAUGUUGUGCAGUCUGACCCUGAAGAAGCUGGUGGUGAUGAGAGAACUGGAUAAAGAGCUGAUCUCUGUGGUCAUAGCCGUUAAAAUCCAGGGCUCCAAACGGAUUUUGAGGUCCCACGAGAUUGUGCUGCCACCCAGUGGGUCUGUGGAGACCGAUCUGGCGCUCACCUUUUCACUGCAGUACCCUCACUUCUUAAAACGGGAAGGCAACAAGCUGCAGAUCAUGCUGCAGAGACGGAAGAGAUACAAGAACCGAACCAUCCUGGGCUACAAGACGCUCGCUGUGGGAUCUAUUGACAUGGCCGAGGUGAUGCAGCACCCGACGGAGGGAGGCCAGGUCCUGCCUCUCUGCAGCAACCAGAAGGACAUGCUGGGGAAGGUGGCGGAGAUCUGGAUCUUUUCCCUGUCCAGUCAGCCAAUAGACCACGAGGAGGCAGCCCUGCAGGGAGGACAGAAGAUCAAAUGCUCCGAUAACUACUCAGAGGACGAGUAUGAGAGCUUCUCCUCAGAGCAGGAGGCCAGCGACGACGCCGUGCAGGUACAGGACCUGGAGGAUGACGAGUACGACGUGAGAAAGCCAAAGAAACAAAGGAGGUCGAUUGUGAGGACGCCCUCCAUCACCAGACAGCAGAACUUUAAGCAGCGAGUCGUGGCUCUGCUGAAGCGCUUCAGAGUCUCAGAUGAGGUUCUGGAUUCGGAGCAGGACCCCGCAGAACCGCCCCCAGAGGUGGAGGAGGAGGACCUGGACCUGGACAGCGUGGAGUUCGAGAACCCGAGCGACAGCGGCCCGGAGCUCGAUGAUGACGACAGCGUCCUCAGCACACCAAAACCCAAACUCAAGCCAUAUUUCGAGGGUCUCUCACUCUCCAGCUCCCAAACUGAGAUCGGCAGCAUCCACAGCAGCCGGAGCCACAGGGAGCCUCCCAGCCCGAUUGACCCAGAUAAAACCAAGUGCGGCGGGGCCAAAUAUCCAGAUGACAAUGUGUCCGAUAACGUCUCCUUUGAGCAGCCGGAGGCGGUGACUCCCACCACAGAGCUGGAGAUGGACAACAUGGACACAUUUUUAGAGAGACUGCCACCAAGUGGCAAAAUGACCAAGACAGAGUCGCUAAUCAUUUCAUCCAACAGGCAGGAACCAAAGUUGGCAGGAAGGCGAGGGAGGAGCACGUCGCUGAAGGAGCGCCAGCCCAGCAGGCCGCAGAGCGAGAGGGCCAACAGCCUGGACAACGAGAGGUCCCUGGACACACGCUGCCACCUACAGAUCCCAAGAAAGACUGUGUAUGACCAGCUAAACCACAUCCUGGUGUCUGAUAACCACCUCCCAGACAGCAUCAUCCUCAUCAACACGUCAGACUGGCAGGGCCAGUAUCUUUCAGAUAUGCUUCAAAACCACCAUCUACCGGUGGUCUGCACGUGCACCACGGCCGACGUCCAGGCUGCGUUCAACACCAUCGUCUCCCGCAUACAGAGAUUUUGCAACUGUAACUCCCAGACGCCCGUCCCCAUAAAGAUCGCCGUGGCCGGAGCGCAGCACUACUUCAGUGCCGUCCUGAGGCUAUUCGUGGACCACCUCUCCCAUAAAACCCCUGACUGGCUCGGCUACAUGAGGUUCCUCAUCAUCCCUUUAGGUGCACAUCCCGUCUCCAAAUAUCUCGGCACUAUUGACUAUCGAUACAACAGUUUGUUCCAAGAUACUGCUUGGAGGGACCUCUUCCACAAGCCUGAGGCUCCCGUUGUUGCCCAGGAGAGCCCAGACGUGGUGUCCAGGGUCACUCAGUACAUGGUGGGAGCUAACGGGGCUCACCAGCUGCCCAUCGCAGAGGCCAUGCUCACCUACAAACAGAAGAGGAAAAAGAGCUUUCAUUUUGAUUUUGCAGUAAGCCCUGAUGAGGACUCGUGUCAGAAGUUCAUCCCUUUCAUUGGAAUGGUGAAAGUCGGCAUCGUUGAGCAAGCAUCUGCGACGUUAGUAGACUCUGAUGAUGCAGCACCUCUGGGCUCGUCUCUGCUCUCCUCCACCCCUCCGCAAGUUUCCCCCGCGCUCAAGGAAGCGUCGCCCACCCCGCCCUCCUCGCCCUCCGUCCACACCAGCUUCUGUGCUUACAGUUCUGUAGGACAGACGGAACUGAUGGGGCUCCAGGUUGACUACUGGGUGGCGCCGACAGAAAGGAAGAAAGACGUGGAGAAGCGGGACUCCUCCUCCAAAAACACUCUGAAGUGCAAUUUCCGCUCGCUGCAGGUCAGCCGGCUGCCACUGGGGGGCGCAGAGCCGAGCACCCAGCCCACCAUGUCCAUGACGGUGGUGACCAAGGAGAAGAAUAAGAAGGUCAUGUUCCUGCCAAAAAAGAGCAAAGACAAGGAGGUGGAGUCGAAGAGUCAAGUGAUCGAAGGCAUCAGCCGGCUCAUCUGCACUGCCAAGCAACAGCAGACCAUGCUGAGAGUACUGAUCGACGGCGUCGAAUGGAAUGAUGUCAAGUUUUUCCAGCUGGCGGCUCAGUGGUCGUCACACGUCAAACACUUCCCCAUCGGGAUCUUUGGACACUCGAAAGGCCCUUACUAGCAGCACCUAAGAGACUGAAUCACUGAGGACAGCUCCCCUCUCUCCUCCCCGUCCCUCGUGCCAACAGCUUUUAACUCCCUCCUCUCCUCCCUCCCCCCCCCGCACACUUCCUCUAUUCUGCCGUCUUAAUUUAAACUCCUGCAUUCACCUGUUGCAUUUGUCCGAUUAUUUAAUCUUUAUUGUGUUUUUGUUUUUUUUUUUUAAUUUUCUAUUUAUGUAAAAACAUCUUGAGGCAAAGCUGCCGAGGGGAAUAUUUCUUUACUCAGCUUUUUUAAAACAGAAAAUCCUGCUGAUGUUUUAUAGACUUUUGAGAAACAAACAAACAAACAAAAAAAAUAAUUAAAUGAUUAAUUAGAAAUGACCUCUAACCUUUAACAUACAGUAUGAGUGCCCAGGUUUCACCCUCUGCCAUGUUUUUUUUUUUCUUAAUUUGGUGAGGCACAGCACAUUUAAUCAAGAAUAUAUUUAAAAAAUGGAGAGCAGCUGCCUUGUAAUGAAGAGGAAGACGUGAGGGUCGUCUCAACCGUGACAACCACGAUGAAGACAUUUUGGAUUCUCAGCUUCAGACUGUUGUCACUUUACCGACUUCACCCCCCGAAGAAGAAAAACACGUGAACGGCCCCAGACCUUUUGGUUCUCUGCACUCAAUGAAGAAGUCUGAUGUGCAAUAGACUGGAUACUGUGUGAAUGCGACUCUGAAUAAUAACCUGGCACUGUUUAUGGAUUACAUGCUGCUCUUAGUUGUGACUUUUCACUCUGUGUGACCCCCUUCUCUUCUUUACUUUCUCCUCCCGGUAAACUGGCUCGAGAUUUGAAGGGUUUUUGCUCAAAACUGAGACAUGAAAUUAAAAAAAUAAGGGUCAAAAUCAGAACAUUAUUAAUAGCACAAACUACUAAUACUUUGUAGGCAAGAUAAACUUAAUGGAGUACUUGGACAUUUUGGGAAUAAAGGACAGAGAUAUAUUUGCUUUUAGCGACUUAUUCAAGUAAGCAAGAUGGUUUCUACAUUCGGAGAGAGCUAUGCUAGCUGUUUCCCUUUGUUUCCAGUCUUUAUGCUAUGCUAAGCUAACCGGCUACUUGCAAACAACUAGCCUGGCUCUGUUCAAAAGUAACAAAAAUCUGCCUACCAGCAUCUCUUAAAUUCACUCCAGUAAUAAUUAACACAUUAUCUCCUUUGUUUUGUCUUUAUAAAAUCAGAGCCAGGCUAGCUGUUUCCCUGUUUACAGCUGUUGUGCUAACCUAAGCUAAGCUAAGCUAAGCUAAUCAGCAGAGAUGUGGACUUGAGUCAUUCGACUUGGACUCAAAUCGUCUUCAGUCAUUGUUUCAAUAACUUGCAACUUGACUUGACUGAAAAUAGGAAUGAGACACAAUGACUCAAAUUACUUGACUUGUGUUCAUUUAAUGUUUUCAGUUUCAUUGACCAGGUUGGAUAAAUUUGCCACUUAUAUAAUCACUAGAAAGUUACUGAUACCUUGACUUUUCUCAGAUUCUGCAGGUACGGCUGCUGUUUCUUGGGGUGACUUGAUCUGACUUAAAGGUCCCAUAUUAUAUAUGUAUUAUAGUGUGACGUGUUUUUUUUAUUACAAAGCAGGUCUAGGUGCUAUAAAGAUACUGUGACGGUAUCAAAACACCCAAUCAAGAGAGAAACUGUGCCUUUAAACGAGACGUUUAGGGUUGUGAUGUCACAACUAUACAGUAACUGCCCCCAGCAGAGCCUCAGCAGCACAGUGGGUGGUGCCUGCUCAGGCCUAUGUGAGCCGACCAAUCAGAGCAGACUUGGCUCUCCGGGGGGUGGGCUUAAAGAGACAGGCACUAAAGACAGAGGGUGAACAGACGUGCUGCAGUAAUGGACAGUAUGAGAACAACAGCGUUUUAUUUGACAACAUAAGAAGCUGGCCAUUAACAUAAUAUGGGACCUUUGACUGGAGACAUGACUUAACUAACACUUUACUUGAGAUUUGAAGUAAAUGGCUUGAGUCACAUACUGCUUUCAAUCCUCUCAUCUAAUCCUGAUCGAAAAUAUUCCUGAAAAUGUCAAACUAUUCCUUUAAAUUCUGUUUAUCAUAAAUAUAAACUAAACCUAAAGAUGACAAACGUUACACAGUGGCUCCUCUGUAUCAAACAAUUAGCUUUUUUAAUGUUUAAUUGAGAAAACAACCCUUUGCCCUCGAGCCCCACACUCCUCAGACACACUCCGUAUCUUUUGCUGAAAGCAAAAACUUUACUUUUGCCAAAGGAAUACUCGUCAACUGCAGCUCACUCCGCUAUUACCUGUGUGGUAUUAUAGAAGACUUCAUAAUGUAGAGGUGAAUGUAUUGAAGGUACCUUAAUGUAAAGCACUUUUAAAUGUUUGUCCAUCAUAGUUUAGCGUGUUAUAGAAACCUACCCGGGGGGAACUGCAGGGACGACUGACUGCGGUUCACAGAGGGCACAUGGGACAGACGGACAUCUGGCUUCAUAUCUGAGCAGCACAAGCAGCAAGCGGUGUUCACGGCAUAUUUUUUUUAUGCAAAAGCAAACCGAGCACCUGUUUCGUCUCUGUGCAGGAUCACUCAGUGUGAGGCCGCGUUGAACUGUUUAGAAAUAUAGUUUGAUAUUCUGUAAGUUUAGUCUAGAACGUGUCUGUGACGUUAACAGUUCUGUCCGUAGAUUUUUUUUUUUUGUUCAAUAUUUUGUUGACUGUUAAGCAUCAAAACUAAAAAAAAGUAUUUUUGCUUAUAAAAAUUUCUUUCUGUAGCAGUUUCAUUAUAACGUUUUGCCAAUUUCUUGAUAAGUGCCUAAAUUGCAUAAUUUUGACAAAUCAACAUAAAGUAAUUUUUUCCCCCCCGGCUGAGAUUGGUGCUGAUUCUGGUUCUGACAACAGAAUAUCUCGAUACGGUGCGGUGAUUUUUCGCAGCUUGUUCAUUGGAGGGAGAGAAAAUCGCACUGCUGGCUCUCAAACAUGGGUUUGAAGUAACUAGAAAAAUAAAAUAAAAACUACAGCCCGUCCAUGUUGAGCAUAUAUUUGUUUCUCGAUAUAGAAGAUGUUUUAGAUGUUUUGGUUUUCAUGUUGUCUCAGAGAAAACGGCUUGUUGAAACUGAACGUCCCCUAAAGACUACCACUGUAAUCCCAAAACUUGGAGUAAUAAAACUACUAUACACACUA
Acanthopagrus latus (yellowfin seabream) is the source of this 6138-nucleotide messenger RNA. RefSeq names its product phosphofurin acidic cluster sorting protein 2 (gene pacs2). Gene Ontology annotation, biological process: protein localization to plasma membrane. The coding region runs from base 411 to 2993 and encodes 860 amino acids. The record is from RefSeq and is a predicted model, not a curated record. The transcript has 25 exons. Gene Ontology annotation, molecular function: transmembrane transporter binding. Lineage: Eukaryota; Metazoa; Chordata; Actinopteri; Spariformes; Sparidae.